GUUGUCUGCAGUUUGAAUUUUGUUUACGUUUUGCUGAGACUGGUGGUUUUUGUUUUCUUUAUCGUGUUGCCAAAUAUUUGGUGAUACACCCAUUCAAACGGCGAAGUUCUAAUUUCACCCGAAGUGACCAACUGUAAUUGGAAUGAUAAUUGUCAGCAGCAACUCUAGCUUGUUUAUUUUCAUUACACAUUGGAUGAGAGUCUGGCGUGACAUUGUAGCGUAGAUGAUGAUAUACGAAUACCUACACGAAGGAGGUACUCCCCCCUUUGGUUCAACACAAGCAUGUCACUAGCUCAGGUGUUGAAUACACUGGGCUAGUGAAAUUGGCUUAACUCGCUCGCAAACUAAAGUUUUUUUUGUAAAAGGUAAGAGUUUGGAGAUGAGUGGUGGACUGGUGCCUAGCAAGAGUACAGUAUACGUGUCCAAUCUGCCGUACUCGUUGACCAACAACGACCUGCACAAGAUAUUCACCAAGUAUGGCAAGGUGGUCAAGGUGACGGUUAUGAAGGACAAGAAAACUCGAAAGAGCAGAGGGGUGGCUUUUAUUCUGUUUCUGACGAGAGAAGAUGCUAGGACCUGUGCUGCAGCCAUCAAUGGCAGAGAGAUGUUUGGACGAACAUUGAAGAGCAACAUAGCUGUGGACAAUGGCCGCAGUGCGGACUUUAUUCGUCGUCGAGACUACCCAGACAAGAGCCAGUGCUACGAGUGUGGCGAGGUGGGCCACCUCAGCUACAAGUGCCCGAAGAAUGCCCUUGGUGAGCGGGAACCACCACCCAAGAAGGAGCGAAAGAGGAAUAAGAACAAAAACAAGAAAAAUGAUGCAUCUCAGCAACAAGACGACUAUUACAGCUCGGACGAGCAAGGCUGCAGGAGCCCGAGGUGUGGGUCUGCGGCAGACGAGGUGACGCUGGAUGACGAGACCCUCAGCUUUGCCAUCAGACUUCAGCAAGAGAAGGUGGAGAGAGAGCGACAAACGACCGAGGAGUGUGUAAGUCCUGGAGAUGAAGCAUUGGGAAGGAAGCGGAUACGACAGAACUCUUACUUCAGUGACGAGGAAGAUGUCAGUGACUGAACAGUAUCUUCUAAAACACUCACUUUUUGGUCUCCAGUUUAUUGCUUCCAUUUUUGUGCUACCAGGCAAAGUUUUGGUAGCACAUGUGAAUAUUGACACCAAGAUGUUCAUCUGUUAAUUAUUUUCUUAGUUAUUAUUACCCACACGUUUACAAGAAAAAGUGGAUUUUCAAGGCACCACAAAAAAAUUUGUUGUGUUCGUUUAAAACAACACAACUUCCAAUUUGAUUCAGACACAUUCUUGUCCACAUCAACUCUAAGAAAUAACAGGUGAUUGGAAAAUAUUUUCCUCUGUUUAUUGGCUUCUGACUGUCGGAAGUCUUGGCUCAAAUCGUCCAUGACAUCUCGCAAAAACUGUGGUCCAAUUUUGGGCAGUUUAGCCUGUCGCUAAGUCUACGUGCAGAUUGUCCCAGUUUAUACUGAUUGGCAGUACAAAUAAUAUAAGAUAAUGAAUUAUUGCCUGUUAUAAAACAUUGCUUUGAUCGAAGUAUUUGCUGAGUCCAGACACUUUUAGCAUCACACAAAAGAGUAACGAUGAAUGUAGACUGCAUCCAAAAAUUGCACAGAUAAUAUUUAUAGCCCAAAUUUUGAGUCGCUUAAUUGUAUAUAAUUAUAAUUGUGAAAAGGUGUUACCGUACUGAUUCGUGUAUGGAUAGAGUUAUUCACUGUGGGUUGAAAAAAUUAAAUUUGAACUUUGUA
Bacillus rossius redtenbacheri is the source of this 1770-nucleotide messenger RNA. Its product is annotated as zinc finger CCHC-type and RNA-binding motif-containing protein 1-like. The record is from RefSeq and is a predicted model, not a curated record. Gene Ontology annotation, biological process: mRNA splicing, via spliceosome. Gene Ontology annotation, cellular component: U12-type spliceosomal complex. The transcript is spliced from 6 exons. The coding region runs from base 380 to 1072 and encodes 230 amino acids. Gene Ontology annotation, molecular function: zinc ion binding; RNA binding. NCBI's taxonomy places the organism in Eukaryota, Metazoa, Arthropoda, Insecta, Phasmatodea, Bacillidae.